Molecule: messenger RNA, 409 nt
Organism: Pelobates cultripes (western spadefoot toad)
Lineage: Eukaryota; Metazoa; Chordata; Amphibia; Anura; Pelobatidae
Source: the annotation of a GenBank genome assembly
AACACUCUCAAAACUAGCUACCUUUACAGAGGGCAUUCUGAUACUUGGAGGAGAUUUCAACCUACCCUUAGACCCAUUAGCUGACUCCUCUACUGGACACAGCACAAUAACACAGGCAGCGAUCAGAAGGAUUCGCAAGACGCUCCAGGACAUAAGAUUGGUAGAUACAUGGCGAACACUCAACCCGGAUGGCCAAGACUAUACCUACUACUUGCCCUUUCACAGACGCUAUUCACACAUAGACUACAUCUUCAUACAACAAGAAGGCCUCACCUCCCUAAAGAAAGCUGAAAUCAGGCCCACUCCAUGGGCAGAUCACAGCGAAACUUCCAUACACCUGGACUCCCCACUCUUUAGACCCGCCCGAACGGCAUGGAGCAUGAACGAAUUGCUGCUUCUAGAAGUACUA